CUAAAACAAACAAUAGAGCUACGUCGAAAUCAUAUAUCAGUUCACGAUCUAGUGAAAGUUAUAAAAAUAAUAAGUACACUCGAAGACAUUGCACUGCUGCGUUAUUUAGCUUUUAGAGUAAUCAUUAAAAUAAAUAAGAAGUUUCUUAUAAAUAUUACUAAAGAUAUAUUUUUUUUUUACUCAAGCAUUGUUCUUUUUUUUUCAGAUGAAUCCCCGAUCGAGAUGUCGGAUACCGGUGGAGCAGUAGUGUCCCGAGCAUCGACACCUCGGCCGGUUACAGAACCUCCCGUAAAUACUCCACUUAGAUCACGACAUGACCAAUUUCUUGCAAGUUCAGCUGAAAGAGUUCAGCAAAGACCUUCUUCAAGUGGUAGAAAUCCCAAUAGUAAUUUCGACUCCCCUCCUCUGCCCUAUCAUAGACAAAUAAACACUGGUACUUUACUCACUUCUACACAUCGUGAAUCAUCAGCUUUUGUUCCUGUUGUUCCAACGAGGUCUAUGCAUCCAGUUAUAUAUACCAAUGAAAUGCAUCCUGCUUUAAUUCCCUCAGAUAUUAUGGAUCGGGAAAGAAUGAUGGAAAGAGAUAGAACGGAACCAACAAAAAGUUCACCAGACAGAACUUCCGGUAACUUCCAGAAGAGAAAUUCUUUUGAUCUUAUGGCAAUGAUGGUAGAGAAGCGUAAAGAAGUAGCUUUAAGAGAAGCAGCAGCUGCGAUGCUUCUUCCUCAUCACAGAACAUCGUCAAUGGAUGGAAUGAUGUCUGAUGGUUCCUCCCAACCUCCUAUUUAUGGUCCACCGGGCGCAUUCCUUGGAGCGCCUGGUCCGUCCCCGACCACUCCUGGGAGUUUCACUUUUCCUGGAGCUGGUUUAUUUCCGCCUGGAGCAGGCCCUCAUCAAAUACAUCCUCACUUAGAUAGAAGACUUUUACGAGCACCGGGAAGAGCUUCAAGACCUAAAAAGCAAUUCAUAUGUAAAUUCUGCAAUAGACAGUUUACAAAAUCUUACAAUCUGCUCAUCCACGAAAGGACGCACACUGAUGAACGUCCGUACUCUUGCGAUAUCUGCGGGAAAGCAUUCCGAAGACAAGACCAUUUACGAGACCACAGGUACAUUCACUCAAAAGAAAAGCCGUUCAAAUGCACAGAAUGUGGAAAAGGGUUCUGUCAGUCCAGGACUCUAGCGGUUCACAAAAUCCUUCACAUGGAAGAGUCUCCACAUAAAUGUCCAGUUUGCAGCCGAAGUUUUAACCAACGAUCCAAUCUUAAAACUCACUUACUAACACACACAGAUCAUAAGCCCUAUAACUGUAACUCGUGCGGCAAAGUUUUCAGAAGGAAUUGUGAUUUAAGACGACACGCAUUAACUCAUUCAGUUGGUGAUGUACCACCUGGUGAUGUAUUAGAUGUUGGCGAAGAAGAUAUCGGUAGACCCGGAUCCCCUAUUGAGCCAGGCUAUGACGACGAAGACCCUGACAUUUCAUCUCCGGAACAUUCGCCAGUUCGCCGAGCACGAUCCUCGUCUAUAGAAAGCAUUGGCCGAGAACAAAGUGAAGAAAGACCACGAAGAACUUCACCUUCACCUGUAGAGCGUACACAUUGUCAUCAUAAUGAUAACAGAGACAGAGCAAGUCCAUACACAAUGCGUCCCCAACAUACAGAUAAACAUCGGAUGCCUUCCGAUUUAUACGAAAAACGACGUUACACGUCCGAAGAAAUAAUUGAAAAAGAAAUGCGCUAUUCAGAGAUACCGGAACCACAAAUGAGACAUCCUCAGUUGCAAAUUCGAAGAGACUUGCAUCAAAUUCCACCACCUGAUCAUUCUAAGUUAGGUCAAAUGGCGAGUCCACCUAUUGAGCCUGGGCCAUCCAGUGUUUAUUUGACCCCAUAUAGAAAGAGAAGUCAUCCGCCUGAUAUCGGAGAUAACAUUAGAACCUGUGCUACAAUAUACAGAAGUAGGUCUCCUGAACCUACGAAUCUGACAAUGCCUCGUCAGCCACUAGGAAAUAGUGAUGUUGUAGUCGGGUUACCACCUACUAUUAUGGGAAUACCUUCCUAUCAUAAAUUUGGCUUGCCUUUACCACCACCUCAUCCACAGAUAGCUUACGGAUCUGUUCCCCAUGCUAUGUUAGGACCGCAGCAGACUGUUGCACAAGAUUUGAUUGUGAAACAUGCUCCACCUAAAGAUACAGCUCCAAUUGCUUCAACGAGUGUUACAAACUGUAAAGAAAGUCCUCAAAAUAAAGACCACGAGGAAAAUAAUUCCAUUUAUAUUGCUAAUGGAAUUAAGAAUAUUGUCGGUAUACAACCUAAUGCUAAUCCUAAGCCUGGAAGCAGUCACACAAGUGGCCCGAAGAAAGGAUUUAGUAUAGAAGACAUAAUGCGACGUUAGAGACAAAUGAAGAAUUGUUAAAUGAACAUUGUAUUUAGGUUUUAUUUAAAAUAAGAUGAUUUAUUUGUCUUAUUAUUAACAUAAUUAGUUGCUAUAAUUAUUAAUCCUUUUCGAGAAGUAUUAUUAGUAAAGUAUUCAUAAAAUGUCAUGUAGAAUUUUUAGAGGUAUGAUUGUAUGUAUUCGCAAUGUGGAUUUGGUUUUCGUAAAGAUCUCAUAAGGUUUGUUUGUGCAGUGUUUUGUUUACCUCCAAAUUUUAAAAGAACUAGUUUAUCAAAAUUUUAGACUUUUUAUUUUUAUUUCCUUUGUUAUUGUUGGAUAUGAAUGUAAUUUAAACAAAACAGUUUGACUUCUAUUGAAAUCCAUCAGUGCUGAUAUUUUGAAAAGGUUUAGAAUAGUAAUAGACUGUUUCAUAAAUGUAUCGACUGUUAUUUAUUAUUUAGUUAUUUUGAUAUUUUUGCAAUAAAUAUUAUUAAUUUUCUAGUUUUAUGUAUCUGAAUUCUUAAGUCGUGAUUUAGUAUUAUUAAUGAGAAUGUACUUUUAUGUAAAUAGAGUUUUAUACAUUGUGACAAUUGAUAAAAAUAAUUUUUACCUAUAAGAAUAAUUUGAGUUGUUAAUUUAUAUUGCCGAUGAAAGUUUCAAUUUGCAAUAGUUUACAAAAUGUAAUUUGGUAAUGAUAUAUAAUAUUUUGAUACAGAAUAUGUUCUUGUAAUUAUAAAACUGUGAACAUUAGGUUAAGGUAUAAAAAGGAAAAUUAUGUUGUCUUUAUCAGUUUUGCUCAUUUAUAUUAAGUGAACUUUAAUGUUCAACAUUUUUAUAAUAAAUUAUAAUGAGAAUUCGAAGACUUUUAUUGUGUAUUUAUUUAUUGUGUGCAAAUUAAUUCCAUCAAAUGUGAUUGCCGUAUAUAAUUAGUU
This is a messenger RNA of Diatraea saccharalis (sugarcane borer), 3299 nucleotides long. NCBI's taxonomy places the organism in Eukaryota, Metazoa, Arthropoda, Insecta, Lepidoptera, Crambidae. The record is from the annotation of a GenBank genome assembly.